AUAAUUUAUUUCCUUCGAUUCUGGUGGGUGACAAGCUAGCGGUUGAAGUUCUUAUCAUUUGUUACUAAAUUAAUCAUUUAAACGUAAAUAUACUGCGUGAUUGAUGGGCGGCGGCUAGCAAUCUGUGGUUUUGGCAACUGGGCUGAAGAUAGUUCAAACGGAUUUUAGGCAAGCUUGCAAGCAACGAUUACAUCUAUGGAUGAUCAUGGUCUUCGUCAUGGACGGGAUCGGGGAGAAUCAUCAUCAUCAUCAAUUGAAAUCCAAAAUCAAUGGAGAGAGAUUCAAGAUUUACUUAAAGAGAGGUUGAUAACACAGGAUGAUUUCCCUUGGAAACUGCCCAUACCCAGCAGCAGCGGCAAUGUUGUUGUUGAAGAAGAAGGAACGUUAUUGAAAUAUGUGGGUGGGGUUGAUGUAAGCUAUUCUAAGGAAUUAGACUCAGCAGCAGCAGCAGCAUCAACGGCAGCAUGCGGAUGUGGAAGCCUUGUUGUUUUGGAUGUCACCACUCCCACUCUGCAAGUCGUCUACCAAGAUUUCUUUCUCCUCACCAAUUUCGAUGUCCCUUAUAUUCCUUCCUUCCUUGCUUUCCGAGAGGCUCCAAUACUGUUACAACUGUUACAGAAGAUGAAAAAAACUGACAAUCCAUUCCACCCCCAGUUACUGCUUGUUGAUGGCAAUGGUUUGCUACAUCCUCGAGGUUUCGGCUUGGCUUGCCAUCUUGGUGUUCUGGCUAAAAUCCCCACCAUUGGCAUAGGAAAGAAUCUGCAUCAUGUUGAUGGUCUCACUCAAUCUGGAGUGAGACAGCUUCUUCAGGCCAAAGAUAACAGUGGUGAAGAUUUUAUAGACGGGAUUCUCUGGCUGUGUAAGGGGAGCGGUAACAGAUUUUACUCAUCAUCUUCUUCUUCUAACACAGCAUAAAAAAGUCAUAUGUGAGUGAUGCAUUGCACAAUUUGAUCACAAGCACUUGUGAAAUGGCGAGUUGUUAAGGGAUCAGUCUACGAGGUCUUGCCGAGAUCUUUAUCAUCUUUCAUGUAAAACUCAAUGAAGUUAGCUUGGCGAAUCCCUCCUCUUACCUUGUGUGCCAUGUGUACAGAUGUUCCAAGGAUCAAGCACUCUAAUUAUUAUAACUGAAACUGGUUUUUAAAAUCAAAGCUGUAGAAAUUUGCAAAGAGCAGUUAAGGGAUGAUCAAGCCCACAUUCUCCCUCA
This is a messenger RNA of Populus euphratica (Euphrates poplar), 1204 nucleotides long. Its product is annotated as endonuclease V-like. The record is from RefSeq and is a predicted model, not a curated record. Gene Ontology annotation, molecular function: single-stranded RNA binding; RNA endonuclease activity producing 5'-phosphomonoesters, hydrolytic mechanism. Gene Ontology annotation, biological process: DNA repair. The coding region runs from base 196 to 915 and encodes 239 amino acids. Gene Ontology annotation, cellular component: nucleolus; cytoplasm. Lineage: Eukaryota; Viridiplantae; Streptophyta; Magnoliopsida; Malpighiales; Salicaceae. The transcript is spliced from 6 exons.